GUUCUAGAAAGUUCAUUUUCUGAGCAACCGGCAACCGGUGUAACCUCCACUCAACCGCCAUUUGCUUAUUGUUCGUAGAACUGUUUGGUUGGUUGGCAGCAGUGUAGCUCUACCCAUUAACGUCAGUCAGUUACAUUUUUGCCGGUGUUCACAGUCCAAGUUUCCAGGUGUUAAAUUCACAAUUUUAGAUCUAAAAAUGUCUCCUGCACUUCAGAAACCAGCACCUUCCUUCAAAGGAACCGCCGUUGUUGAUGGCCAGUUCAAGGAUAUCAGUCUAGAAGAUUACAAAGGACAAUAUGUUGUGCUGUUUUUCUACCCUCUUGAUUUCACCUUUGUUUGCCCUACCGAAAUCAUUGCCUUUUCUGACCGUAUUGAGGAAUUCAAGAAGAUAAAAACCGCCGUUAUCGGAGCUUCUACUGACAGCCACUUCUCCCAUUUGGCAUGGAUUAAUACCCCCCGCAAACAGGGAGGAUUGGGGUCAAUGAACAUCCCCCUAUUGGCCGACAAAAAUUUAGAAAUAGCCCGCUCCUAUGGAGUAUUGGACGAGUCCACUGGCAUUGCCUUCCGUGGAUUGUUCAUCAUUGAUCCAAAAGGAAUUCUUCGUCAAGUGACCAUCAAUGAUUUGCCUGUAGGCCGGUCCGUUGACGAAACUCUGCGUCUUGUACAGGCUUUCCAAUUCACUGACGAACAUGGAGAGGUCUGCCCUGCUGGAUGGACUCCUGGCAAGAAAACCAUCAAGCCUCAAGUGGAUGCCAGCAAGGAGUUUUUCAGCUCAACUAACUAAGAGCAAAAAUACUUGCGUGGUGCAUCAAGUUAAAUUGAGUUAAGAUUACACUUUCCAAAUAAACGUCCGAAAUAUGCUCGAUUCCAGUUAAAUAACGUGAAUAGGCAGGGCGUUCGCCUCAAUAUAGAGGUGGUCUUUAGAUAAGUUACAACUAAGCUCAUUUUUGAUAAAAACACUGAACCCGUUUCCUUUAUUUUGUUUUGUUUGUGUUACAACCUUUUGUUAUGUAAGCCAUAUACCUAUAUUAUUAAACCAUUAAAUUACUUUAUUGUCAUUCAAA
Molecule: messenger RNA, 1064 nt
Organism: Dendroctonus ponderosae (mountain pine beetle)
Lineage: Eukaryota; Metazoa; Arthropoda; Insecta; Coleoptera; Curculionidae
Product: peroxiredoxin-1
Exons: 4
Coding region: 197-784 (195 amino acids)
Biological process (GO): cellular response to stress; response to oxidative stress; cell redox homeostasis
Cellular component (GO): cytosol
Molecular function (GO): thioredoxin peroxidase activity
Source: RefSeq, a predicted model, not a curated record